AUGAGUCGUCGCGAAGGCUGGCUCGUCAAGCAAGGCGGCGCCAUCAAGACGUGGAAGAAGCGCUGGUGCGUGCUGAUCAACGAGCUCAAUGUGGCGAGCCCAGACAAGCCGCUGUGGGCGCUCAAGUACUACAAGUCCAACGAUCGCGCAGAGUGUAUGGGAACCAUCUCGCUCUCAGACGUCAAAUCCGUCGGACGAGGCGAUGCGGAGACAAAGCGCCCAUACUGCAUUGCGCUCACAACGCCAGGUCGGACGUACAUGCUCCUCGCUGCCAACGAACGAGAACUCACCUCUUGGACGGAGGCAUUCGCUGCGUGCUUGAAAGAACUCAACCCAUCUGCAACAGUCGACCUCACCGCAGCCGGCCUCGGCCACGACACUGCCGUCGCUGGAUCGAGCGCAAACAACGACGACCUGUUCAAUCCGCCAGCAGCGUCGUCAUCUAGUAGCAUCUCUGCAACAGCAGCAACAUCGCCUUCGGCUGCAAUGAGCACGGCGGCAGCGACUGGCACAUUUUCUUCCUCAUCGGCAUCGACAACCUCCUCCUCCUCCUCCGGCUCUACACCCUUGCCACCACUCGACACAGCCCUCAUCAAGGGCUGGCUGCAAAAAAAGAAGGACGGCAAAAACUGGAAGCGACGAUGGUGCGUGCUCUUCCCCCGCAAACUGGCCUACUUCAAAUCGGACGCAACGUACGCCGAGCCGCUGGGCGUCAUUUCGCUCGACAAAACACAGUCUCUGUUUGAGGACGCCGAUCGCGAAACCAAGCGACCUCACGCGUUCAAGGUGACGAGCGGCGACACGACGUACUUUUUCACUGCAGACACGGUGCACGACCGAGACUUGUGGCUCUCGUUGCUGAACGGCAUGUUUGAGGAUGAUGUGCCGCGGGGCGAUGGCGGCUUGAUGCGCACGGGGUCGCGAGGCGCAGGGGGUGGCGGCAUUUCGCGACCUGGGGCCAGUCCCGCGACGGCGCUCGGCGCAAAUGGCAGCGCGCACGUGCCCAGCUCGAGCGCGCUGCUCGGUCUGGACGCGUUCGGUGCCUUGUACCCGGCACGGUGCUCUGCUGCAGGGCAGGGCAUUCAGCAAGGCUAUGUCGGAGAGCCGUCUGUCUUUACAAUCACCGCGCGCGACGCCAACGGCUACGUUCGCGUCGGCCGCAGCGAUCCGUUCGUGAUCAAGGUCAACGGUCCGUACGGCUCUCGGCCGCCAGAACCGCGCAUCAAGAACAACUGCGACGGCACCUAUCUCGUCACCUAUGUGUGUGAGGAAGAGGGCGAUUACGUGGUUGCAGUCACUGUCGACGGGCAGCACAUUGUGGACAGCCCCUUCUACGCACCGCACGACUACCGAAUCAACACUGGUCAGGCGGUUCCGACCAACGCGCCUCCCGCUUCCGUCCCGUCUGCUUCACCAUCCACAAACUCGUCAGUGUCGAACACGGACUCUCGUCGAUCUCGCGGGUCGGGGUCAUUCUCGAGCACUCCGGCGACACUCAACCGCGAGAGUCACGCACAUUCGAGUUCGAGCAGUCUGUCUUCCAGCGAAGACGAUUCUCGUCGACGACCGAGUGGCGACAAUGCAGCAGCGGCUGUUCAGAAGGACUUUUUGGACUUUUUGUCCAAGUAG
Capsaspora owczarzaki ATCC 30864 is the source of this 1629-nucleotide messenger RNA. RefSeq lists its product as hypothetical. Lineage: Eukaryota; Filasterea; Ministeriida; Capsasporidae. The transcript is spliced from 3 exons. The coding region runs from base 1 to 1629 and encodes 542 amino acids. The record is from RefSeq and is a predicted model, not a curated record. Gene Ontology annotation, molecular function: protein binding.